ACAGCGUCCGGAAGUCCUCGCCCGGGAUCCGGCCGGCCCCGGCGCAGUCCAGGUGGUGGAAGAUCUCCUGCAGCCUUUGAGUCUGUUGUCGGACUGUACAUGAGGAUGGCAGAGCAAAAGCAGGAGAAUUCAGAGGCAGUGGAAGAAGAGGAGGCAGAGGAAGAUGGUAAAGCAGAGAUGACAAAUUUGAACACACCCUGCUCUGAAAGCACCGUGGAAACGGAGCAGCACGAGGUGCUUGGAGGGAAUGGACAGCUGACCCCAGAGGGGGAAAGCUGUGAGUACCUCCAGUCUGAAGAGAGCUCAGGGAGGCUGGAUGGCUCCCACACUGUGACCAGCACACUGACAGUUUGUCUAGCUCUCCCUGCCCCGCCUGCAGAGCAAAGGGAUAAGAAAACCAAUCACCCUAAUACACGAGGAAGGAGACUGUCUGUAGCAGCUGUUCCAAGAGUGGAAUAUCGCUAUCAAAUUGAGUACUUCCUUCUACCAGAUGACCUCAUACCUAGAAAAGUGGACUUGGUGGUGUCUGGCGUGGUUGUAAAGCUAUUUAUAGACUCAAAUUCCAAGACAAUGACACCGUGGUUUGAAAACAACAAGAUGUGGAUAUCGUGGAACCUUAGUGUUGAUAUCAGUGUCACUAAUGAAUAUCUACUAAAACUAAGAGAUCAUAAAAUAAUUGUAAAUAUCUGGGGUGCCAAGGAAAACGUGUCCUCAAAAGCAAGGCCUAGUAAAGCACAUAUUACUGCUACAAUAGAAGAGGAUGAAGAGGAAGUUGAUGAGGUAAAAUGCAGAGUGCUCUUGCAAAGAAAACUCUUUGAAGAGAGUCAGCCAGCACCCAGCUGUAUGAAAAUCAAAGCAACAAAGGAGCCCAAGGUGCAGGAGAAGCCUUCAGUCCUUCCUGAUGAAGAUUCUUAA
Messenger RNA from Melopsittacus undulatus (budgerigar), 915 nucleotides. RefSeq lists its product as uncharacterized. The transcript has 6 exons. The coding region runs from base 100 to 915 and encodes 271 amino acids. NCBI's taxonomy places the organism in Eukaryota, Metazoa, Chordata, Aves, Psittaciformes, Psittaculidae. The record is from RefSeq and is a predicted model, not a curated record.